Molecule: messenger RNA, 2609 nt
Organism: Halteromyces radiatus
Lineage: Eukaryota; Fungi; Mucoromycota; Mucoromycetes; Mucorales; Cunninghamellaceae
Product: WD40-repeat-containing domain protein
Exons: 12
Coding region: 100-2427 (775 amino acids)
Biological process (GO): early endosome to late endosome transport
Cellular component (GO): extrinsic component of endosome membrane; early endosome membrane; late endosome membrane
Molecular function (GO): protein binding; phosphatidylinositol 3-kinase regulator activity
Source: RefSeq, a predicted model, not a curated record
AAUUCUCUUGAAUUUUUUUUCUUUUUUUUUUCCCUCUUCUCUUUCCUGACUUAUUCUUUCUUUUUUUCUUUUCCUUUGUGUUGUUUUAUUUUGAUUGAAAUGAACUCACUUUAUCAGGUAGAUGAUCUUGUCAAGGAAUAUCUAUUGUUUCGAGGAUUCACCAAUACUUUUCGGGCUUUGGAAACGGAAAGUAGAACAGAUAAGGAUAAAGGCUUUCAGGUUGACAAAAUCCUUGAAGAACUUCUCUCUUUUAUCACCAACGGCGAUGUUAAUGGUUUAGUGGAAUAUUAUCGUUAUCUUGAUAUUCGAUUCUUUUCCAGACUUGAUACUAGAUUUCAGCAAACGAUCAAAAAGUUUGAACUUUGCCUUUUACGACAUUAUCUAAUACAUGCAAUUCAACAUAAGAAACGCGAAAAAGUCAAGGAAUUCUUUGAAGUCUAUGGUCCUGAUCUACAUGGUUUAUCUGAAUGGUCUGAAUGGUUUGCCUUACCUUAUGUGAAACAACCAAGUUCUGAUCCCGUGUUUGAAUCUUUCUUUACCAAGCAAUGGGUUGACAAUUAUACAACCUCUCUUCACAAUUUUUUGGCGACUAUUUUUCAGAAAAUGCCGUUGCCUAGUUUACUUGCAUUCAAUGUGGAUCGAAGUCAACGAAAAUCCCAGCAGGCGGAAAUCGAAAACCUGAAAAUGACAGUGGACAAUAUGAAAGCCAUGAUGGACGCAAAAGAGAACGAAAUAGCUAAACUCAAAGUCGAGUUAUUGGAUACCCGGAAAGAAAUGACAGAUGGCAUCUCACUCAUUCGGAAACGAGCUGCUUCAAUGACUAGUUCACAACAGAACAUGACAAAUGGAUUAAGAAGCGAUUCAACCAUCAGUUCAAAUUGCACAACCCCAAGUACUGUUAGCACUACAAUCAAUCCCAUUACUGCUACGAUCACCAGUCCGUCACAUGAUUCAACUAUCAAUACCAACAACAAUACAGCAGACACAUCAAAUCAUUUGACAGAAACAGAUGAACCUUUCGUGAUUGUUAGUCAAGAAGAAUUCUCAGAACAUGCGUCAGCCAUCACUCACGCCAAAUUUUCAAUCCAAGGAAAUUUGAUAGCAAGUUGUGAUAUGGAUAAUAUCGUUCGGGUGUGGAGUUACAAGGGUCAAUCACAUAGUCCACAAAAGCUUACCAGUAAUACUUCAAGUAUAUUAUCUUUGGAAUGGGAUGCAAGAUCGGAUCGCUUCUUAUUCCUUGGUACAAACUCUGGGAACAUCCGUGUAUAUAAUACUGAAAAUCGAUCAGUUGUUCAGGAAUUUAGCAUGACAGAAAAAUACCCAUGGAUAACUCAACUAUCCUCCAACCCUGUUGAACCAGUCAUAGUUUGCUCAGCAUCAGGUGAUAAGAUUAGACGUAGUUCAAAAGGACAUGGUGCUUUGGUUGCUUGGAGUAUGAAAAGCAUGUCUUCCUCUGGAGUAUUCAAGUUGGAACCUGAAGAUACCUGUACCGAUAUCAACACAAUCAAACACAAUCACAAUGGACAAAUGUUGGUGGCAGGCGAUGGUGUCGGAACUAUGCGAAUAUUUGAUGUUCGUACAAUGAAAUCUAUUGUGGAAUGGAAAACAUUAUCAAAACGACCUGCAUGUAUUGCUCAAUUCAGCUUUGAUGAAAACUCUAUUUAUACCGUUGAUCAUGGCGGUCAGCUCUCUCAAUGGUCCAUUCAUAAACCUGGCGUUAGUCUUUCCAACACAUAUCUACAAGGAUUCCCACCUCCACCAGCAUAUUCUUCACAGUCAACACGACCAUCUACCUUGGUUACAACUCCUCAUCCUUCUUUAUCUUCACCUGCCAAUUCUUCAUCAUCGUCAUCAAUACCAUCACCGUCAGCACCUACAACAACAUUACCACCUCCACGUCCUUCAUCCAAUCGAUCAACAUCGUCACGUGCAUCUAUUUCAUCAUCUCGAUCUGCUAGGUUGUCUUCAGUGUUAGACGAAGGUGUCAAUCAAUCCAUUCUCUCUGUAACACCACGAUCCCAAAUGGUAGCCUUUAGUGCUGAUACAGAUUACAUUCUUUGCGCCACUUCAUCAUCCUCCUUCACCGAUAACAAUAAUAAUACAAACAUUGCAUUACCACCAACUGUAUCUUCUUCUUCGUCGUCAUCACACUCACCUUCAUCAUCGUCAUCAUCUUCCUCAUUAACAUCAUUAUCAUCAGGAUCUCAGUCUUCUGUACAAAACAACAAGACUACUUCUGCAAUCACGGGUGAAACACAAGGAACGAUAUAUCAAAGUCCCGAAGGUAAACCUGUUUUACAAUUUGGUCAACAUCACGUUUAUCGAAAGAUCACCACAGUUGAUUGGACAGGUGUAUCCAAUGCUUGUUUGCUAGGAAGUGCUGAUGGUAGUGUCAAAAUCACCCAUUUGAUUAAAACUAGUUAUUAGGUUCCCCUUCUCUUUUUAGUAUUAGUUUCAAUCUACUUGUUUGUUGAUCAUGCCCUCUCACUUCUUAUAAAGAUACAACUUUUAUUCCCCCUUCUUCUUUUUUGAAUUUUGUUUUUACUAUGAUUGGAGGUGAUUUUUUGUUUUUGAUCCAUAUAACAAACAAACCCAGCAACAUACAUAUA